This is a messenger RNA of Vanessa atalanta (red admiral), 4569 nucleotides long. RefSeq names its product probable protein S-acyltransferase 23 (gene Patsas). NCBI's taxonomy places the organism in Eukaryota, Metazoa, Arthropoda, Insecta, Lepidoptera, Nymphalidae. The coding region runs from base 1888 to 3489 and encodes 533 amino acids. Gene Ontology annotation, biological process: protein palmitoylation. The transcript is spliced from 9 exons. The record is from RefSeq and is a predicted model, not a curated record. Gene Ontology annotation, molecular function: protein binding; palmitoyltransferase activity. Gene Ontology annotation, cellular component: Golgi membrane.
ACAUUUUAUAUUUAGAUACACUAUAAAAACAAACCUUAGCGAAAGUGUCCUGUGAAUUUUUAUAGUGUUGUGAAUUAAAACAAUUAAUCAAGAAUUUUCACUUCUUGCAUGCAAUAUUUUACUGCAUAUAACAUGCUCACAAAUAAUGUUAAUCACAAAACAGUAUGACGUCGCAUUAAGAAGUGAUUCCGAUUCAAAGUCGAUUAAUGAAACAUAGCUUUCGUUUAAUUUUUCGUCCCAAAUCUUAACCAAUUUGUGUCAUUAAUAAAUAAAGAUGAUUGAGAUAAAAGUUACGUGUAGUAAAUUGCAUUUUAUCACGUAAAUGACGCGCAAAUUGAUAACUCGUGACAAUAUUACAUUUGUCUAGGUUGAAAGAAAAUACGUUUUAAUGGAAUAUUUGCUUAAAAAAAAUGUAAUCAGAGAUCUCUAUUUGGUGAUAAGAAUUUUUUGAAGUAUUUUAACGUGUUUCAGUGUUUAUUUAGUAUCACUAAUAUUCAAAUAAUAGCAAAAUUGAUUUCAGAUAGUCAUCAAAAUGAUUUCCAAAUAGUGUAACAACUUAUAAGCAACAUUGACCUAAAGGAGUUGCUAGUACUUCAAUACUAGAUAAAUUAAAUAAUAUGGAAAAGAAGCAUAUUCAUUUCAUUCAUUCAUUCGUAAAAAGUUUAAGGUAAAGCGUAUUCUUCGUGUCCGACUUUGGUAAUUAAAUUAACUUUGUACUAAUGUAACGCUGACCUCAUUCCCUAUAAACGUAAUUAAAUAAUUUGGUCCAAUUUCAUUCAUGAAUUACAACAAAAGUUAUUUAAUGAAAGUAUAAAACACUGAUUCAUUAUAAAAGUCGUAAAGUGUUUUGGAGAUUAUAUGACCACGAUUAUAUGUUCCAAUUCGUGUAGGUGGAUACAUAUUUGUUACUAGAACAUCAUUGCAUAUUUGGUUAAAUUUCAACGACCUAUGCGGGUUGCCUUACGUUUUCCUUCCUAGCCGAAUACGAUGAUAAACACAUAAUAAGCUCUUUUGUGAUUGCCUGAACUUGAUCGCACAAUCUUCAGUUAAAAUGUUCAUAUUUUUGAUAUUAGAAAACGAUCAAUUUACAAUAAAUUCAUAAUUAUAUAAAAUUAAUAAUAAUACAUAUUUAAAUGAAUGAAAUCAAAUCGGUUAACUGUUCCCAUUUUUUUUCGAUCUAAAGUAAACAAAAUAUGUUUCUAAAUCUAAAUGACGGUGGAUAAACCAAAUCUUAGAUCCUAUCUAAAUAUGUAUAGCAAUGUCUGCCUACCGCGUGGAUAACUUUGUGAUCUCAUUAAUUAGAUAGGUUAAAUGUAAAGUGUGUCAGUAACCUACCCAACAGUAGGUCAGUAAAAAUCCUUGAGUAUAAAUAACCUAGACAUAAUCUCGUUUUUAUCAUUUCCAAGACCAAUAUAUAUAUAUAUAUAUAUACCUAUUUUAAAAAGCUUUCGUAGCGUAAAAAAAUUCGGGCAUUUUAUCAAAAGCGCAAAUGCAUGUAUUAACAGUUAACAGAAAAUUAUAAGUUGUCGUGUAUUAGAUUUUGGUUAUUCGCUUGUUUUAAUUUUUUAAGUAGAAACAAAAGCCGCAUAGGUACAUUUAGAUAGGCAAGGCGCAUGCUCUCAACUGCUUCGACUGUAAUCAAUAUCUUGACCGGAGAGUUUGGGACGACAAUUUCGCAGCAAAAUUUUUGUUGGUGUUAUUUUAUGGACUUAUAAGACCAGUGGGCGUUUGAUUAAAAUAUAUUUCCGUGUGUGUGAAGUGGCGGUGGCGGAGAGUGAGGGUUCAGCAGUGGCGGGAGGCGUCGGCCUCACCGUGAGUAGCAAGGUAUAUCCAAGUCCGGGGGCGGCGCGCGGCGUGUGGGCGCUGCCGCAGCCGCCCCCUUGCACCAUGGCAGCGGAAGAGUCUCUACCACCAUGUUCGCCGAUGUCGCCGGACGCGCCCGCAGCACAACCUCGCAUUACGACUAAUUUAAGUCACCAUUCGGACUUUCACCAGCUGAUUUUUGAAGCUGUCCGUUCUGGAGAAGUAUCAGAAAUCGAACGGUUAGUGGAAAAGCUUGGCGUAGAAAUUCUAAGUGCGCGCGACCAACAUGGUUACACUCCAGCACACUGGGCGGCGCUGGAUGGAAGUGUCGCUGUUAUGAGAUACUUAGUCGAGAGAGGCGCACCGCUUGAUCUAUCUUGUUUAGGCACUCAGGGCCCACGUCCAAUUCACUGGGCUUGCCGAAAGGGACACGCAUCAGUAGUACAAGUACUGCUUCAAUCGGGAGUAGCUGUUAACGCUGCAGAUUUCAAAGGUUUGACUCCCCUGAUGACAGCCUGUAUGUAUGGUAAGACGGCUACCGCGGCAUACCUCCUCGGGAUGGGCGCUGCGACCCGCUUGUCGGACAUUAACGGUGACACGGCAUUGCACUGGGCUGCAUACAAGGGUCAUGCGGAUUUAGUUCGCUUGCUCAUUUACUCUGGCGUUCCAUUACACUGUACGGAUAAUUUUGGUUCGACUCCAUUGCAUUUAGCUUGUCUGUCAGGCAACCUAACGUGCGUUAGACUGCUUUGUGAAAAGGUCAAAGCCGAGUUGGAGCCUCGGGAUAAGAAUGGAAAGACUCCUCUAAUGCUGGCUCAGAGUCACCGUCAUGCGGAAGUCGUUAAACUAUUGCAGAAAGAGAUGAAACGUAAAUCUCACUGGAUGCCGCCCUUGUCUGAGCUCUGGGCGCUCCUCUUCGGUGGAGCUGGAGAUUCAAAAGGACCUCUGCUAUUUUUCUUAAUCUCAGUUCUAUUGUGGGGUUAUCCUAUGUAUAUUAUUAGGUGCAUGCCCUUAACAUGGAAUACGCUGCGUCUCUCCCACUAUUGCUUCUUGUACUGGAACGCUAUUAUGUGGCUGAGUUGGGUGAUUGCUAAUCGAAGAGACCCCGGCUACAUUCCUCAGAACUCGGAGACAUAUUACAGAGCCAUCCGACAAAUACCCUACUAUGAUAAAUGGAAGAAGAGGAACGCUAUCCUAUCUCGUCUCUGUCACACCUGCCGAUGUUUAAGACCGCUUAGAGCUAAACACUGUCGUAUUUGCAAACGCUGCGUGGCAUACUUCGACCACCAUUGCCCAUUCAUCUACAAUUGUAUCGGCGUACGAAACCGCAUGUGGUUCUUUCUGUUCGUGAUGAGCGUGGCUAUCAACUGCACACUCUCUAUAUACUUCGCUUGCUACUGCCUGCUUCUUGAAGGAUUCGGUGUUCUCUACUUGCUUGGCUUGUUGGAAGCCAUUACGUUCUGUGCCCUCGGCUGGAUUCUGACAUGUACUUCCGUCCUACAUGCGUGUAUGAAUUUGACCACAAACGAAAUGUUCAAUUACAAACGGUAUCCUUAUUUGCGGGACAAGAGAGGCCGUUAUCAGAAUCCGUUUUCAAGAGGCCCAAUUAUGAAUUUAAUCGAAUUCUUCGUCUGCCUUCCGGACAAGUGUGAUGAACAAGAUCUGUUUUACGAAGAAAACAUAUGAUGCGAGUCGAUAUGACAGAGUGACGUGAGCACGACGAAAAAGUCGCAUGACGUUGUCGUGUGGUCGAGUCCUUUGCGAUCAAAGAGUGGGAAAGUUAAACUUGAACUGCGUUAUAACCUGCAAAGUAAUGUUUCCUUGUGAAAAACACAUUUCGUGACCUUAAUGCUUUUUAUAAAUGUCUAAUGCACGUAGGUGCACUUGAUUGUACCAAUCAAAAUUGUGACUAAUACUACUGUCAUGGCAUACAGAAGAUACUUGCUUAGACUAAAACGAAUCGCAUACUCGUCGUUGUUUCCAGUUCUAUAUCUAACGAAUGGUUAUAAUACACUAGUAUUUAGGUCGUGAAUCGUCGUCGUAGAAUCGUGAUCCGUUAAAAUCGUUGCUGAAUUUUAGGGACACAUGCGACUUAAAACAAAUACGAUACGUCGUUUACUAGGACGCUUUUCUACGCCUCGUACAAAAUUCUACCAUCCAUAAGCGAAAUGACUCGUUUUUUUAAUAUUGUAUAACCAGACAUAAUUAAUUAAUUAAUGAUGAAUUAUCAUAAUAUAUGCAUUUGUGUAUAAUUUAUAUUUCCAUCUUAUUAUUGUUUGUAUAAGAUUAGUCCAAACUCCAAAGCACCUACCUAUAAGGCAAUAUUAUUUCAUCCUACCUACUUGCACAAGUCGCAAACUGCUAUUGUGUAUUUAUGUAAUUUCAUUGAAUGAAAUUGUCAAUGUUCUACUUCAAACACUAACAUCAGCGAAACACCAGACAAAUAACAUUUGUAAAAAGCGUAACUUGAUACUUCGUAUUUGAUUCGCGAAGGUCACAAAACGUCAUCCGGAAAUAUAGGUAAUUAAAAACGAUUCGUACAAGUAAUACAAGCACAUAAUAAUUUAAAAUUAUAGAUAUUUCCUACCGAUUCUAUAAAAAAAUAUUAUAGUCUAGUCUAGCACAGAAUAAUAAUUGCUCACGUCAAAAAUCAAUUCCUGGUACAGUACUGAGUACAUAAAAAUAACGUUGUCUAUUAUCACGAUUUUCAAACUAAUAGUACCAUAUCAUAUAGCUUGUCAUUUCAUUUCUGAAAUGUUAUUAGUA